UUACAGGGGAAUCCGUCCAUUCGUUUCCUUCUGCCUGUGCUGGUUUUUGCUGAGCUGCAACGGCCCAGCUAAGCUCAUACCCCGAUUACCUGCCCGAUGAUGCCCUGACGGGUGGUUGUUAAUAAAGACCACCUGCUAUGUAAUGCUGGUGCUCGGUGCACAGCUUGUAGGUAUCAGUUUGGUAGGAUAGACUGCGUAUAGUCAUCAGGAAACGGAAGAAAGGAGAACUGUGAGAGCACACAGGCAGGAGGCUACGGUUCCCCUUCAAACACAUACACACAUCACCACGGCCUUGAUGGUGAUGUAUGCAAGGAAACCAACAAGAGCCAGCGAUGGGAGCAACGACAGAAGGGAUUCACAAUCCUAUCAGACCCAUAAAUCUCAGCCAAAGAGCCAGCCGAGCAGCCUUCAUCAUUACGACAAGGUGCGCGAUGGUUCAUCAGAUCCCACGCCACCUUACAAAAUGCUGCGGCGCUCAGAUGAAAGUCCUGUCAGCAGACAUGGAGACAGCACGGGACAUGGCAAGGCAAAAGCCUCUCAUACAGUUAGAGGGACCAGCGGCUCUCCUCAGGAGAACUCUCACAGCAACAGCUCCCACUAUGGCUCAGAGCCACAUGCGACUCAGAGCAAGCCUGCCGACAGGGACCCAGCAGAUGAUUGGACAGAACACAUCAGCUCUUCUGGGAAGAAGUACUACUACAACUGUAGAACUGAGGUCUCCCAGUGGGAGAAGCCCAAGGACCUGUUGGAGAGGGAACAACGACAGAAAGAGUCAGUCAAGAUGGUGGCAAACAGUUUCCCCAGGGAUAUGGACUAUAGACAAGAGGCUUUUCAGGACAAAGUCACAACAAAGACCACAUCAGCGGACCAGUUCACACCAUCCAAUUCCGGCCAUUCCUCUUCCUCCUCUUCUUCUCAGGGCCUAAAUGCUGCACCUGGAGCUUUGGGCGCUGUCCCCUCCAUCAUGUCCUCUUCAUCUGCCUGUUCCGGGCAGGUGCCCCAAACUGUCCAGUCCCCAUCACCAGCACUGCUACAGGACCCUGCCCUCCUGCAUCAGCUCCUCCCAGCACUGCAGGCAACUCUGCAGAUGAACAACGGCAGUAUGGACAUGGCUAAGCUCAAUGAGGUAUUGGCAGCUGCUGUCACCCAAGCUUCCUUGCGGUCUGUGCUUCAUAAGCUCCUCGCUGCUGGACCUGCUUUCAACGUCACUGCUCUGCUCUCAGCUGCUCAGCACUCCAACCAAGCUCAGCACACCAAUCAGUCCCCAGUCUCUCUGACCACAGAUGCAUCAUCGCCACGGCCAUAUGUUUCUCCACGGAACGGCACGCCACAGAGCAGCCAGAAAUCACUUCCGAUAGCACAUCCUGGCAGCAUCACCUCCACACAAACAAGGGGCAGUAUGUCUUCAGGUAAGCAAGGAUCAGUCUCUCUGCCUCAGAGUGCAGAGAAGCGUCCAGAAGACCCCAGAACACUCCAGCAACGAAGCCAGGAGAUUCUGUCCACAGGAUCAGACUCGUCCAGUGCCACGUUGUCCCAUGUCUCCUCGGGCAGCGCCAACCAAACCCAGGCUGACACUCCCGGCUCCUUCACUCCCACUCUGGCAGCUCAUUUUGAUGAGAGCCUCAUCAGACAUAUCCAAGGAUGGCCUUCAGAGAACACUGAGAAGCAGGCAGCACGGUUGCAUGAGGACAUCCACAACAUGGGCAGCUUGUAUAUGUCUGAGAUCUGCACAGAGAUGAAAAACCUCCGCUCCCUGGUCAGAGUGUGCGAAAUCCAGGCCACACUGAGGGAACAGAGAAUCCUGUUUCUGAGGCAGCAGAACAAAGAGCUGGACAAACUGAAGAACCAGAACUCCUACAUGGUGUGAGGGGGGCGUGAGAAGAAGGGACUUGGGCAGGAGCAUUAACAUAAUGAUAGAAACAAAGGAAUAGAUAUGGACAGCAAGCUUCUCCAGCCUGUUUGUUCUCCUGUAGGAGCAGCUGAGAAAUGCUGUUAGACGACAGCAGCUGACAAAGUGAAGCUCCAAACAGAACGUCUUUAUUUUUUUUAUUUUUAAAUAAAGUUUUUCCAGUGUCCUCCACAUCACUUGCUCUUGCUGAAAGGUGAAACUGACCGUUCACAGUCGGACACUUUAACAGAGUGAACAUAAAGGGCCUGGGCUCUUUUCAAACAGCACCUUUUUUUUUUUGGACUGUGAACCUUGGAUUGUGUAUUGCUUUGGAUUAACUUGUUUUCUGGUGUGUUUUGAUGUGUAGUGAUGAGGAAAAGAGUCAUUCUUGGAAACCAUCUCGUAAUAAUCAGUGUGACAGUUCUGGGGGGUGGGAGGGUUAACAAAUUGUUUGCUCCCCAGACUUCUGAAACGGUCUUCGUCAUGCAUUGAACUGUAUGGAUCCAAUGGCAGUGAUCUUAUUUUUUCUUUACUACUCAGUGGUUUUGAGGCUGGUUGCUUUUACAUGUCAUGACAGGAGACUGAGUGAAGAACUACACCUUUUUAGUUAAAUGUGCUUCAGUUGUUUUGUCCCAGCAGUAGUAAUUCACUGGGAAGUAAUGGCUAGUUGUGUCAAACGCACUCUAAAUGUUUCAAAGCCAUUUUGAAAGCGUUUGCAUUAUUGGACCUAGGUUGGCUGCUAGUCCAUGUGAGGUUGUAUUCGUAGUCCCGCUGGCCGUUUUCUCGUCCCUUCUGCUCUGUUGUUUUACGUAUAAUUGUCAGCAUUUUUUUCUCUCCCAAGUCUAAUUUGGGAAAUAUUUCAUUCCUUUUGUGCAGCAUAGCACGAGACUGUGUAAAAGAAUAGAAAGCUAAAUUAUUGUUGCACAUGAUUAAUUGCAUCCUUGUAGUAGUACUGAAAAAGAGCUUUAUUUUAUUUUUUCAACAAGGAAACUGUUUUCUGUUCAGCUGUCGUGGCUGCAGCCUUUUUCUCAAUGUACUAGCCAGGGCUUGCUUUUUUUUUUUAAGGGUUCCUUCAUGAUGAGAGGCUAUACUUUUUAUAUCAGCAUCACAUUAAACUGCAGCCACACACUUUGAUAUUCAUAAUGCCAGUUUCAUUCUGUCUUUUUUUUUUUUCUUGCCUUGU
Monopterus albus (swamp eel) is the source of this 3071-nucleotide messenger RNA. Its product is annotated as WW domain-containing adapter protein with coiled-coil-like. Lineage: Eukaryota; Metazoa; Chordata; Actinopteri; Synbranchiformes; Synbranchidae. Gene Ontology annotation, molecular function: chromatin binding; RNA polymerase II complex binding. Gene Ontology annotation, cellular component: nucleus. Gene Ontology annotation, biological process: regulation of autophagy; positive regulation of TORC1 signaling. The transcript is spliced from 13 exons. The record is from RefSeq and is a predicted model, not a curated record. Bases 296 to 1867 code for a protein of 523 amino acids.